CCUCAAUUUCUCUACCCAUGCACUAAAUUAACCUCACAAAUACAGUAAAACACAAGUGUGUUCUUCUUUAUCAUGGAUUCAAAGAGAUACUUACCAACCCUCUUUUUAUGCUUCAACAUUCUUUUCUUUACCCUUGUAUGUGGUUGCUGGAGUGGUUGCAAAAAUCCACCAAUUCCUAAACCAAACCCUAACCCUAACCCUAAUCCAAACCCGAACCCGAACCCGAACCCAAUCCCCUCCAAGGGUCAUUGCCCUAGAGAUGCCCUAAAACUAGGUGUAUGUGCCAACGUACUGAACGGGCCGGUCGGAGCAGUCAUUGGAAACCCACCCGACCCGCAUUGCUGUUCAGUACUAGGUGGACUUUUGGAUCUUGAAGCUGCUAUUUGUCUUUGCACUGCAUUGAAAGCUAAUAUUCUUGGAAUUAACAUUAAUAUUCCAAUUGCACUUAGCUUGCUUAUUAAUACUUGUGGCAAAAAUCUCCCAUCUGAUUUCAUUUGUGCCUAAUAAGCAGCUACAAAUGCUUCUAUUUUGGGUCGUGACAAACAAGUUUCACUGGUAUGACUAUUCUUAGCGACCCUUAGAUUGGAAGCGCGAAAAAAAUGUCUAGUGAUGACUUUUUUAUUUGCUUUGGCGACUAACUAUAGUCGAAUUUGUUGUAGUGUGUUUAACGUGAAGUGUUUCCCUUUGUUGUUGUAGCAUUAAUCUAGGAAUUUCUAUUUUUGUUUGUUGAA
This is a messenger RNA of Capsicum annuum, 731 nucleotides long. RefSeq names its product 14 kDa proline-rich protein DC2.15. The transcript has a single exon. NCBI's taxonomy places the organism in Eukaryota, Viridiplantae, Streptophyta, Magnoliopsida, Solanales, Solanaceae. The record is from RefSeq and is a predicted model, not a curated record. The coding region runs from base 73 to 504 and encodes 143 amino acids.